GCAUUUUCUUACAUUUUGAUCUGGAAUGACUUGACUUCCCCAAAUGGCAUCCCAAGGGGGGAAAAGGCAUGCCUGUUCACUAUGUGCUCGUCGGAAGGUCAAAUGCGAUAAAGGGGACCCCUGUUCGAACUGCCAUAAGGCACAAGCCCAAUGCUUAUACGAGGCCCCGAAUUCGUAUCGGCCCCGGAAGAGAGCUGCUGACGAGGAUCUGAUCGCUCAGCUGGCCCGCUAUGAGAAUCUCAUGCGCAAGCACAAUGUUGACUUCACUCCCUUCGCAAAUACCUGGGUGCCUUCCGGCUUGGAAGUUAAGACGCGUGCAGUUGGCUCUCCCAGGCCAGUGGCUGUAUCAGCCGGUGGACACCGUAUUCAUUCGAAUUGUGACCAACAAGAGAGACAGACAGUAAAUCUCGACCCAUGUUUAUGGUCCAUUUUAAGCCCAGAGCUCAAGCAUCCUCCUAUUCAAAAUCUCCAGUACAAAGAUGACCCUAGCUUGCAUCCUACACCACCGUUUUCUUGCGUCCUAUCUGGCACGCAUCCUGAGCUCUAUGAGUUACAUCCUAGCCCACAAAACAUUUAUCGACUCUGGCAGACGUUCGUAGAAAGGGUCAACCCGCUCAUAAAGAUCGUACAUGUGCCAACGCUGCAACAGCGCAUCUUGGACGCCAGUUGGGAUCUACCCAACGUAUCCAAACCACUCACGGCGAUUUUGUUUGCGAUAUACACUCUCGCUGUCACUUCCAUAUCUCCUGAUUACUCCCAGUCCACUUUAGGUGAGGCCAGGGAUACCCUUCUGAUACGUUAUCGAGUCGCAACUCUCCGUGCGCUAGUUGCAGCUGACUUUCCGACAACAAAAGAUUUUGAGGUUUUGCAGGCAUUGGUUCUGUUUCUCCUAACGGACCCCGAGUCUGAAUUAACUUCAACUCUCAGUGGCGUCGCCCUAAGGAUUGGCCAGAGGAUAGGCCUACACCGAAAUGAUACAGAAGUCCAGGUCUCCUUUUUUGAGAAGGAGAUGCGUAUUCGUCUGUGGUGGCAGUUGUUUGGCCUUGAUUCCCGCGUACGAGUGAUUUCUAGUCCAGGGAGACGGCCAUCACCAUGGGAAUUCGGUGAUUUGCGCCUUCCGCUCAACGUUAAUGAUGCAGAUUUACAUCCAGAUAUGAUCGAAUGUCCUAUCGAGCAUAGGGGCCCAACUGAGAUGUUAUUUGUCUUGAUGAAAUUCGAACUUUCUAACUGGCUUCGGUCAUCGCUCACCGCUGCCGAGAUUUUUCAGAACAUUAUCCAUGGCCCCGUCAAGCAUCAUAUGUGGCCAGAGCUCGAAGAUAGGGCUAUUGAUGAGCUUCAAACCAUAUAUCAAGCGAAACACUUUCGCUAUCUCGACAAACGCAUACCCCUACACAGAUCAGCAUACGCUAUGGCCAAUCUUUUAAUUGCUCGCCUGCGAUUUAAGGUCCACCAUCCAAGAUCGCGUACGGCCGGUGAUGAUGGCAAGAUAUACUUGACGCAAGAAGAGAGUGAUACACUCUUUGAUUCGGCCUUACUUUCAUUGGAAAUGGUGGAUGUGGGCACGCACUGCAAUUUUGCUUCAUAUUUAUUUACCCACAUGACUUCGAAACCGCCGAUUGAUGCUUAUAUUUACGUUUUGAGUGAGCUGCGACGGCGGUAUUCGGGCGAUCGUGUAGCUCUCGCGUGGCGACUAGUGGAGAACCUUUACGAUGAGCACCCUAAACUGAUCUCUGAUGGCGAUAACCGAUUUUUUGUCGCGCUGGGGGAUUUGACGCUGGAAGCGUGGGAAGCCAGAAGACAAGGGCUGGUUCGUGAUGAAGUACCACAAGAACUCAACGCCAAUCCGCAAUUCAUUCAAUUACUUUCUGAUAGGAGAAAAGAAAAGGCUAUUGAAGGUGCUUCGACCCCCAUAAUUUCCGAUUUCAUUAUGGACGCCGAUUUGGAUUGGGAAUACUGGAGUGAUUUCUUGAGGUUAUAACAAUAUGUUUGAUAUAUAUGUUGUAAUGUUACAUGGGAGACGCAUACUUCAAAUAUCUUCCAAGCUGGAAUAACAACUCCUGACACCCUAGGAACCGAAAUAGCUUCCUGUGGACCAAUAUAAUACUGUGUCAGCUAGAAAUGGUUGUCUUGACACCUUUUUGGCCGAACGGUAAAGUUGAAUUUAUUCAACCUCUUUCAAGUCUAUUUCCAUCAUCCCUUCAUUUCCUUGGGAUACGGUUCUAGGUUCCUACCAUGUUAAACCCACGCGAUUUUUUCUUCAUCAUUGCCCCAUGCCUUGUAGAUUCAUGCCGUAGAAUCGAGGGCUCAGAAAUAGCUG
Molecule: messenger RNA, 2317 nt
Organism: Aspergillus ochraceoroseus IBT 24754
Lineage: Eukaryota; Fungi; Ascomycota; Eurotiomycetes; Eurotiales; Aspergillaceae
Product: Zn(II)2Cys6 transcription factor
Exons: 4
Coding region: 44-1978 (644 amino acids)
Biological process (GO): DNA-templated transcription; regulation of DNA-templated transcription
Molecular function (GO): DNA-binding transcription factor activity, RNA polymerase II-specific; zinc ion binding; DNA binding
Source: RefSeq, a predicted model, not a curated record